Messenger RNA from Dendrobium catenatum, 528 nucleotides. RefSeq names its product methylesterase 3-like. The record is from RefSeq and is a predicted model, not a curated record. NCBI's taxonomy places the organism in Eukaryota, Viridiplantae, Streptophyta, Magnoliopsida, Asparagales, Orchidaceae. The transcript has 2 exons. Bases 1 to 528 code for a protein of 175 amino acids. Gene Ontology annotation, molecular function: methyl salicylate esterase activity; methyl indole-3-acetate esterase activity; methyl jasmonate esterase activity. Gene Ontology annotation, biological process: jasmonic acid metabolic process; salicylic acid metabolic process.
AUGAGCGAGCAGAAUAGUCUGAAGAUCAUUUUAGUUCAUGGAGGAGGCCAUGGUGCCUGGUGCUGGUAUAAGGUGGUAGCCAUUUUAAGGUCUCAGGGAUACUCGGUGACAGCCGUUGAUCUUGCAGCCUGCGGCUCUGAUCCACGAAGAAUGCCUGAAGAUGUCUCCACCUUCGAUGAGUAUGCCCAACCUCUAAUGGACUUGAUGGCUUCAGUGUCUGAAGGAGAGAAGGUAGUGUUAGUUGGUCAUAGUUUUGGUGGAUUAAGCUUGGCUAAAGCCAUGGAUGCCUUUCCUGAGAAGAUUGCAGCUGCAGUUUUUGUCACUGCAAUCAUGCCUGAUACUAUUCAUUCACCUUUUUAUCUCUUUGAACAGCAUUUGGGGCAAUUACUAGGCAAGCACACUGAGAUUGAAGCAAAGAGCAUUGCAAUUCCGGGAAGAUCUGAGCCAAUUAUUACUGUAACUUUACAGCCUAAAAUCCUGGCCAACAACUUCUACCAAAAUUGCUCCUUUGAGGUAAUUUUUUUGUGA